Molecule: messenger RNA, 293 nt
Organism: Symbiodinium sp. CCMP2456
Lineage: Eukaryota; Dinophyceae; Suessiales; Symbiodiniaceae
Source: the annotation of a GenBank genome assembly
AUGCCGGCCGAGCCCAAGAAACCGGUCCUGGCCCCGACGGUGGAUUUCUGCGAAGAUGGACAUCGUAUUACAGCACCUACCCGAGCACACCUGGGUGACUGGGCGGCCCCUGAACGCCCGACCGGGGCAUGGGCUCUACGCUUUGCAGCGGCGGUGCUGCACGAUGUGGCAGAGAGCUUGGAAACCGACAAAGGUCAACAGACCCCGUCGGCUGAUGCCGAAAUAUCUGAGCAGGAGAUUACAGCGACUGCGGCAGUAGCAAGCAACAAGACUUUGACCCCGGAGCUCCAGUC